CAGGUUGCUGGUUCAGCAGCAGUAGUUCAUGGUGGAAGAGGAGAUGGGGUUUGGGAUCAGGUCCUGACGGCUGGCUGCUGGUGUUAGUGUUGGUGAUGGUGAUGGGGGAGGGGUGGUUUGAGGACUCAGGUGUCAGGGGAAACACACUUGCCAUACGAGACCAUACGGGCAGGGAUAGAGAGAGAGGUGGGAGAGAGGGAGAGAGAGAGAGUGUAGGAAAGGCUGACCUGAUAUGGCAGGAAAGAGCGUUAAAGAAUUGUUAACGCAGUGUUUGCGUGCACAGAGGGAUCAAGCUGUGGUCGGCUGAGCGACUUCAGAGAAACAGUACACACACAAACAAAGACAUACACACCAGCCUACACAUGAGAUAUACCCUUCCAGCCCGCACAGGUCCUGACCCUAGCUGCAUGAGAACACAUCCAGCGUUCAAAUCUCCCUAUCCAGCCCUUCUGUUUGCCUCAAUUUACCCAACUGCAAUAUUGUCUCUCUAUUUUACCCUUUUUAUUCACCUGCAUUUGGUAUUAAUUACAUUAAAUCAUAAAGACCGAGGGGUAAUUAAAAAUAAGAAGAAACACAGAUGAGCGAUGUCCCUCUAACUCGAAGAGUCCAUCACCAUGGAGACGGGUCAGGCGGGCACAACAGCAGGGAGGGAGCGAGGGAGGGAGAGAGAGAGAGACGCUACUAUCAGUGACUUUCUCUCCCUGUCUGACACUGUAUGGCAGUAGAUACACCACCGAAGAGACCAUCACGCCAAGAGGACCUAGUUUAUCUGAGCGCUGAGUGUUUAGAGUGUUUAUCUCCAUGGAGUUACCCCUCGCGUCUCAGCACCACAUUGCCGGCUAGGAGAGCGCGGGUCACCUUACACCUGGAGAAUGCCAGAGAGGGUGCAGGACUUCCAGGGCCAGAGCUACCACAAGCUGAGGCGGGCGUGCCGUCGCCGCGGUGCGCUCUUCAAGGACCCCCUGUUCCCCGCCGCCCCCCAGUCCCUCUUCUACCAGCGGGAGCCCCCCGCUGGCCUCACAUGGAAGAGACCCCGGGAGUUGUGUAAGGACCCCCGUCUGUUUGUGGAUGGCCUCAGCACGCGGGACCUGCACCAGGGCAGUCUGGGGAACUGCUGGAUGGUGGCAGCCACGUCCUGCCUGGCGUCCGAGCCCACCCUGUGGAAGAAGGUGAUCCCGGACCACCGGCAGCAGGAGUGGAGCCCCAAGCGGCCGGACCUCUACGCGGGCCUCUUCCGGUUCCGCUUCUGGCGGCUGGGUGGCUGGACGGAGGUAGUGGUGGACGACCGGCUGCCGGUGGGCCGCGACGGGGCAUUGCUCUUCUGCCGCUCUGCCACGCCCAGGGAGUUCUGGAGUGCCCUGUUGGAGAAGGCCUAUGCCAAGCUGAACGGUUGCUACGAGGCCCUGGAGGGCGGAAAUACGGCCGAGGCCCUGAUAGACUUCACCGGGGGAGUCUCGGAGACACUGACCCUCGACCCCCGGACCCUACAUUGCCAUGCCGACCAGCAGAGAGCGCUGUACAACACGCUCAGUAGGGCCAACGACCGCCGAGCCCUGAUCACCUGCUUCAUACGGCCAGCAGAGGGCGAGGCGGUGGAGUCAGUGCUGGACUGCGGCCUGGUGCGCGGCCACGCCUACGGGGUGACCGCCCUUAGGAAGGUGUGGAAGGGGGACAACCUACUCAGCCGCAACGGGAUGUCCCGCCUCCUCAUGAUACGCAUGAGGAACCCCUGGGGCACCACGGACUGGACCGGCGCCUGGAGCCAGAGAUCUGAUGAGUGGCAGCAGCUGAAUUGCCCUGAGAGAGAAAAAAUGGGAAUCCAAGUCCGAGAUGUAGGAGAGUUUUGGAUGGAGUUCGGGGACUUCUGCCGCUACUUCACCGACGUGGUGCUGUGCCGCCUGGUGGAGAAGGCCCGGCUGUGGUCCGGCUCCCACUGGAGGGAGGAGAGCUGCUUCGGGGAAUGGGCCCCGGCGCCGGGGGGCUCUCUUGAUCAUGGUGCCGUCCUCCGGUCCAGGGGCCCCACAGCGUGCCCCAGGCCAGCAGGAGGAGGAAGAAGAGAUGGCAGGCAAAGAGGGGGCCGCAAGGAGCCCCGUCUCGGGGAGAGACGGCGGGCUGUGGCGAGAGGAGGUGGAAAAGAGAGGGUUGUGAAGGAGAAAGCAGGUGGAGCCAAUGAAGAGGAGUCGCAGGGAAGGUGGAGCAAGGAGGAGGAGGAGGAGUCACAGAGUGUAGAGGUGGAAGGAGAAUGGGGGGCGUGUGUGGAUAAGAGGAGUCGAUGUGGGGGAUGCAUCAACCAUAUGGAGACGUUUCUACACAACCCACAGUUCCUCCUGGAGGUCCGUGGUCGGGAGGAGGAGGUGCUGAUCUGUCUGCAGCAGGAAGACCGCAGGAGGCGCCGGAGAGAGGGGCGAGGAGAAAACCUGCCCAUCGGCUUCGAGGUGCUGAAGGUGGAGGUGAACCGCAGCUCCAGGGUGCAGUGUCCGACGGAGCAGGAGGCCAGCUCCAUCUACAUGGACUCCCGCAGCGUCACCCUGAGGGGCACCCUGCCCUCAGGCCGCUACGCCGUGCUGCCCACUACUUUCCUGCCCGGCGCCAGUGGACGCUUCCUGCUGCGGGUCUUCUCCCACGCCCACCUCCACCUCAGGGAGUUGAAUGAAGACCUCCCCUCCCCCUCUUCAUUCCAGUGUUGUUUACCUGAGCCCUGGGUCGUGACCACCGUCCACCUGCAGAGGGCAGAGGUGCUCAGCCGUACCAAAUACACAGCCCCAGAUGUCUAUGCUGUGGUGCGUUGUGAGGACCGCGUAGUGAGGACUCGAGUGCACGAGCAGAACAGCAGCCCAGAGUUCAACCUGAGGACCAUCUUCUACCGACGACAGCCCAGGGCACACAUUUCUGUUGAGUUGUGGAGCCGAGGUCUGAUCCUGGACACCUUUCUGGGGACUGCCAGUCUGCAUACUGCCAAUUCCGAGAGGGGGCGGAGCCACGUGAUUGACCUACGAGGUGGCCUAUCGCAGCGCUUAGGAUCCCAGGGGUGUUGUGUCUACGUGGAGACUUCCUCCAGUGAAUGUCUGACUGAUCUGUGAUUGAUUGAUAGCUAGAUUAGCCGAUGGACGGUUGGGAAUUCCUGCAUCGAUUGCGUUUCUAAUUGGACCGUUGUUUGGAUCCCCAAGAAUUGAAGUCAUGAUUUUUCAUAAGCAGCAUGUAAUAAAAACAAAUAAUAAAUGUUUGUCAUUAUGGUUGAUGAUAACUUUUUACAUGUUACAUUAAGGAAAAUACUUUCACAAUUCUAACUAUCAGCAAAUAUUAUGUGGUCAGCCAUUGAACAAUGAAAAAAUUAAGGUUUAACAGACUGUGGAGGUGGGGCGGCGGGUCUGCUGGGGUGGUGGGGUCUGAUUGCGGACAGGUGUCUGCAAUCUGACCCAAUCAGGAAGUGUGUAUUUAUGUGCCUGCUUGUCUUUCAGUGAGGGGGGGAGAGAGAGAGAAGGAAGACGUUCUCUGCGAGCCAGAGAGAGCGUCGUAAGAGCAUGAGACGGACGGAAAGAACAUUUUGUUCGUGUGACAUUGUGUUUGUUUGCUCAGAAGGGGAAAUAAACCGGAGUUCGCUCCAUUUUCGCUGGA
Molecule: messenger RNA, 3615 nt
Organism: Gadus morhua (Atlantic cod)
Lineage: Eukaryota; Metazoa; Chordata; Actinopteri; Gadiformes; Gadidae
Product: calpain-5
Exons: 13
Coding region: 873-3080 (735 amino acids)
Biological process (GO): proteolysis
Cellular component (GO): cytoplasm
Molecular function (GO): calcium-dependent cysteine-type endopeptidase activity
Source: RefSeq, a predicted model, not a curated record